Molecule: messenger RNA, 569 nt
Organism: Apis laboriosa (Himalayan honeybee)
Lineage: Eukaryota; Metazoa; Arthropoda; Insecta; Hymenoptera; Apidae
Gene: Cisd2
Product: CDGSH iron-sulfur domain-containing protein 2 homolog
Exons: 4
Coding region: 1-396 (131 amino acids)
Biological process (GO): regulation of autophagy
Cellular component (GO): intracellular membrane-bounded organelle; mitochondrial outer membrane
Molecular function (GO): 2 iron, 2 sulfur cluster binding
Source: RefSeq, a predicted model, not a curated record
AUGAUGCCAAUAGCACAUCUUGUUAAGGUAACUCUUCCAAAUUAUUUAGCUGGAUUACCUAUUCCAGAUUCUAUAGGAGGAUGGUUUCGACUUGGAAUACGAGAUUGGAUUACCUUAAUUCCACCUACCGCAUUAGUAGCAGGUAUUGGUUACAUGUCAUAUAAAGCAUUUUGUCCAUUAGCUAGACCACCAUGUGGACUUGUGAAUCUCAAUGUAAAAAAAGAUGUAAAUAAAGUAGUAGAUUCAAUUGAUAUAGAAGAUAUUACUGAAAAAGCUGCAUUUUGUCGUUGCUGGAGAUCUAAAAAUUGGCCAUACUGUGAUGGUGCUCACGGACAUCAUAAUCAAGAAAUGAAUGAUAAUGUGGGUCCUCUUGUAAUUACAAGAAAGAAAGAUUAAUGUGUGCCAAUCCAUACAUAAAUGUUAUUGUAUGUAUUCUCAAUCUGAUUAAUAACAAGAAAAAAACUAUUUCUGCAAACAAAAAUGUAGGUGUCUUAUAAAAAAAUGCAUUAAAUAUUGUAGAUAAAUAUUCAAAAUGAAUAAAAGAAUAAUGUUAAGUACAAGAUGCAAAA